CCUGAUUCAACUCCGUCGGAUAUCCCUCCAUCGGUAAUGGCUAUUUCUAAUUUACGAUGCCCUUCUCCUCCUCCAAUAUUGAAUAAUGCUCAUUCAACUAAUAAUGUAUCCCAUCUUAAUUUGAACCAAAGACCUCCUGUCAAUGGUCAGGCUUCUGUUCUGGUUCCUAAUCUCCAAACUCAACAACCAAUUAAUCAAAGUAAUCGUAACGUUGUACCUGCUGGUGGUGCUUUAUUGAAUGAGAAGGCGUCUCAAUCACAUUCUAAUUUAGACUCGACAAAUGAACCUAAUAAUGUUAUUAAUUUUUCUAUUCCGAAAAAUUUGGAAUCAAAUAAUCAAAUUUCUAAUAAUAAUAUAAGUCCAAUUGCUUCUCCUUCAAUUGGUUCAACAAACGAAUCAACCAAUAGUUUAAAUUAUGCUUUGCGUCCUCCUUCAGAAGCUAGUCAUCAUAAACAACCUUCCGUUCAUGCCCAUUUUUUCGUUAAUGAAACUUUAAAGCCACAGAAGAAUUUAAAUAGAUCAAGAAGUGAUUCAGGUUCUGCAACCGGAUCAGAAUAUCUGACUAAUUCGACUGCUCAAAAACCUUCAGCCACUGAAUCUUUAGAACGUUUGGCAAGUCAAACAAAUAUUCAAAAUUCAAAUCAAAUAAAUAAAUCAAUUCCUCAACAACAUUCUUUACAAAAUGGUGAACAAAAUUCAAACAUUGAUCCUCGUUUACCUCAAGAUGAUGGUAAAGUUCACAUCUUAUUAGGUGUUUGUGGUGCUUUAUCAACUGGUAAAAUAAAAUUAAUUAUUAAUAAAUUGAUUGAAAUUUAUACUCCAAAUAAAAUUUCAAUUCAAUUAAUUUUAACUAAAGCAAGUGAAAACUUUAUUUCUCAUGAAGUUUUAAAUCAUUUAGAAAACACUAAAAAAAUUAGAGUUUGGAGAGAUUCCGAUGAAUGGACUACUUGGAAAACCAGAUCUGAUCCUGUUCUUCAUAUUGAAUUACGUCGUUGGGCUGAUAUAUUAAUUGUUUGUCCUUUAACGGCUAAUACUUUAUCUAAAAUCUCUUUAGGUUUAUGUGAUAACUUAUUAACCAAUGUGAUUAGAGCUUGGAAUACUUCUUAUCCAAUUUUAUUAGCCCCUGCAAUGGUUAGUUAUUCUUAUAAUGCAAUCACUACUAAACGUCAAUUAAGAUUGAUUUCUGAAGAAAUGCCUUGGAUUGAAAUAUUAAAACCAGUUGAAAAAGUUGUUGGUAGCUACGGUGAUAUUGGUAUGGGUGGUAUGAUGGAUUGGAAUGAAAUUGUUAAUAAAAUUGUUCUUAAACUCGGUGGUUAUCCUGAAAUCGAAGAUGAAGAUGAUGAAAAUGAUGAAGAUAAAAAAACUGACAAUGAAGAAGCUGUCGUCGAUGAUGAUGAUGAUGAUGAUGAUGAUGAUGAUGAUGAUGACGAUGAUGAUGACGAUGAUGAUGACGAUGAUGACGACGAUGAUGAUGAUGUCAUCGAG
Molecule: messenger RNA, 1485 nt
Organism: Hyphopichia burtonii NRRL Y-1933
Lineage: Eukaryota; Fungi; Ascomycota; Pichiomycetes; Serinales; Debaryomycetaceae
Product: phosphopantothenoylcysteine decarboxylase complex subunit
Exons: 1
Biological process (GO): coenzyme A biosynthetic process
Cellular component (GO): phosphopantothenoylcysteine decarboxylase complex
Molecular function (GO): FMN binding; phosphopantothenoylcysteine decarboxylase activity
Source: RefSeq, a predicted model, not a curated record